This is a messenger RNA of Tachysurus vachellii, 2835 nucleotides long. Its product is annotated as zinc finger protein with KRAB and SCAN domains 5. The transcript has 8 exons. NCBI's taxonomy places the organism in Eukaryota, Metazoa, Chordata, Actinopteri, Siluriformes, Bagridae. Gene Ontology annotation, cellular component: nucleus. The record is from RefSeq and is a predicted model, not a curated record. The coding region runs from base 240 to 2009 and encodes 589 amino acids.
AGACAUCACGAGGGUCCGCGACGUCACAACUACAGGGCAGCCGGAAGUGCUCGUGACGUCACCGGCGCACGGCAACAAGACGACGGUGUUGCAACAAUACAUUUGGUUACAUUUGAUCAUCGGAUCCAUUUUUUUUUUUUUGUGUCUUUGUUUUUAUACUAAAAAGAGAUCCGAGCCGAGCGAAACGUGCGCACAGUGAAAGAGACGACGGCUGUGUGUCGAUUCCGGAGUCUUUCACCAUGUCGAAUCGUCUGGCCUUUCAGACUCAGCUAGCCUCCAUCAUGGAGGUACUAGCGAACGCAGCCGUGGCAGAAAUCUGUAAACUGGUGGACGAUGAUUACGCGGUGAUUAACCUGCAGAUGUCUCAGUGCCAGCGCGAAAACAAGGCACUGAAGAGGAAACUUCAUCUGAUGGAGCUGCGGAUGGCCCGCGGUUACGCCGAGAGGAGAAUCCGAGAAAGCUCAGGAAAUCGCUCCAGUAGAGUCCAAGUGAGCGCAAAUCUAGCAGACAAAUACAGAGCUCCUGUUUCCGAUAUUUUUCCAAAUCAAGUUGAACUCUAUGAGAGGCAGUUAAAUGAGGAUGUUUGGAGAGAUGGGGAACCUUCUGCUGCAGACGUUCCAAUCGGGCAUCCUGUCAUCAAACAUGAUGAAAAUGGGCAUGAAGACUCCUGCCAGGCUGGACCAAACAAUAUACUUGUCAAGGCUGAGACAUCCGAUGAGGGCCACAUACAGCAGCAACUAUUCAUUCGAGAAGAUGGAGUGGCAGAACCAGCUUGUGAAGGUGUGGAAGCAGAUUAUGGUGCUGCUCAAGUGGAUAAAGUGGAUGGUCAGAUCUCCAGGACACGGCACGAGGCUUUGGAGCACCAAAAGACAGAUGAUGAAGAGCCAGACGUGCUGUUCAUCAAGGAAGAGCAUUCAGAGCUGGAGGAGCAAGAAAGACAGACACACGGAGGCAUGACCCUGCAAGAUGGAUUUGUGGAGUCCAGUACAGACAUUUGUGGAAACGGAGUCUCUUCCUCGCCUGCACAGAUCAAAUUAGCCCUCAGUGUAUCAGAGACUCUUGAGUUGGAGUCGUCUCUUGUGAAGGAUGAAAGCAGACUACAAGAAGAACACCAGGGAACUUCCAAUCAGUCAACAGACAUGCAGAUUACUUUACAGAAUGUGGUAGACUCCCAGACUGCUGGGUCUCUGUGUUCACACGAGCCAGUUCUUCCUCAGAGAAACGUCAAAGUGUGGGAUAUUCCCUCUUCCCAGUCUCAUCUCCAAGGGCCAGAUGAGAGCAGCAACAUCCCACUUUCAAACCUGGAUGCUCAGAGAAAAACGGUAGUGUCUGUAGAUGUGCUAGGGACAAAUAGUACACUGUAUGAGAGGGCGAAGGAGCUGGAGAGUUCUUUUCCACGCUGGGCUGCAAAUAGCCCAUCUGACAGUCAGCCAUCUUGCUCUUAUAUUGUGGAAGUAGAGCAAGACCAAGACUGUGUUCUGGUACAGCCAGGACCUGUGUCUGUUAGGGGGACGAACAAAGGGACUGUGUCCAACAGACUUCAGGCUGCCAGAGGGCUUCAUAGGGUAGGGGCAGAAUGGAGCACAGCUUCAAGCCAAGCUCAUCCUCAGCAGUUCAGUCACUUCAACAAGACUCGAAUAGAGUCAGCAAACAGAGCAAAACUCACUCAGGCCAUUCCAAAUUUGCCACAUCCUGGGGUUUCUCUCGAUGGGCUACCGCUUCCAAGGCGCAUGGAAAAGGGCAAGAGGAAAAAUUAUAUCUGCAGGUACUGUGGAAAGGCUUUCACUGGGCAGUCUAACUUAGAGGCUCAUCAACGCAUCCACACUGGAGAGAAACCUUUCAAGUGUGAGACCUGUGGGAAACUCUUUACAGAAGCAGGAAACCUGAAAAAGCAUCAGAGAGUUCAUACUGGAGAGAAACCGUUUGUGUGUAAUCGUUGUGGGAAGCGUUUUGCCUGGAUCUGCAAUCUCAGGACACAUCAGCAGUCAGCUUCCUGUGGGGGAGUGUAAGGAAAAAGAUCUGAUCUGCUCAUUCACACUGAAAAAGUGCAAAUAUAAUGCACAAAUCUGUGUGCCUGGUUUAAAAACAUUUGGAUAAGUGAAAUCAGGUCGAUCCAGUAAUUAUUAGACAAUAACUAAACAUGUUUAAAGACAUGAGUGUAGAAGACCUGAGUGUGGAGUAGGGCUGGGCAAUAUGACAAAAUGAUAUUGAUAUCUUGAUAUAAUAACGUCAUGAUACACCUUUCAUCUAUAACAUUAGGUAUCAGUGUUUUUAUAAAAAAAAUCUUAAUGGACAGUAUUUGUACCAGUAUUUUAAUUUUCCCCUCUUUUCCACCUUCCUUCAUUAAAUGCUUCCGACAAACAUUUCUGAACAUACAGUAGCUUGUGUAGGCAUUGUGUGUUAGCAGAAAGUUACACACAAAAAUUAUAUUGUGCAUCAUAAAGGUGUGUUUAAGUAUCAUGAUAUGAUAUUUUUGCCCUAUCGCCCACCCCUAGUGUGGAUGAGCAAGAAUGAACAUAGCUGGAAGUUUUAAAAGACACACGGUGCUUUCCUCUAUAUUGGUUUGGUGCCUUAAUUGUUAUCUGUAAACUUGGUCUGUUAUAAGAUUUCAGAAAUUGCAAACACCAUUCUACCUCUUGAAUUUUUCUGCAGACAAAAACAAAGCAAUAUAUUUGAACCAGAUGAAAGAGAAUCCAAUUAUGAUUCAACACCAUAACAUGUUCAUCUGAAAAUGACAAUAGCAAUGUACCAUGACCUCCAGUGUAUGUUGACUCAUUGUAAAAUAAAGGAAUGGAAAAGAUCACCUUAAAUGUUGGAAUCAUUUGUAAAACAAAA